Echinops telfairi (small Madagascar hedgehog) is the source of this 1105-nucleotide messenger RNA. RefSeq names its product synuclein beta (gene SNCB). Lineage: Eukaryota; Metazoa; Chordata; Mammalia; Afrosoricida; Tenrecidae. Gene Ontology annotation, cellular component: cytoplasm; neuronal cell body; axon terminus. The record is from RefSeq and is a predicted model, not a curated record. Gene Ontology annotation, molecular function: cuprous ion binding. Bases 71 to 475 code for a protein of 134 amino acids. Gene Ontology annotation, biological process: synapse organization; synaptic vesicle endocytosis; chemical synaptic transmission. The transcript is spliced from 6 exons.
CCCUCCCGCGUCCCCGGUUUCAAGGACGCUGGGACUCGCCAAGGCCCUGAGGCCUUUCGAGGCCGCCAGUAUGGACAUGUUCAUGAAGGGCCUAUCCAUGGCCAAGGAGGGCGUCGUGGCCGCCGCGGAGAAGACCAAGCAGGGGGUCACGGAGGCCGCAGAGAAGACCAAGGAGGGCGUCCUCUACGUCGGCAGCAAGACCCGUGAGGGGGUGGUACAAGGUGUUGCCUCAGUGGCUGAGAAAACCAAGGAGCAGGCUUCACACCUGGGAGGGGCAGUGUUCUCUGGGGCUGGGAACAUUGCAGCAGCCACAGGCCUGGUGAAGAAGGAGGAAUUCCCCACAGAUCUGAAGCCCGAGGAAGUGGCCCAGGAAGCCGGUGAGGAGCAACUGAUCGAGCCCCUGAUGGAGCCAGAAGGGGAAGGUUACGAAGAGCAGCCCCAGGAGGAGUAUCAGGAGUACGAGCCAGAGGCGUAAGGGCCCAGGACGGCCCCCCACCAGCAGCACAAUCCCUAUCCGGUCCCCUGCCCCGCCCCCCAAAGCCAGGGCUGUCCUUCUGCCCCUUUCCCGCGACACACAACAAAACAAAAACACACGAGAUCUUCCUUCCGCUUCGAGGCGCCCCCUCGGAGCCUGUGUUCGUGUCUGUCAGUCCGUACGUCCUACCUGCCCGCGUCCAGCCCUGGGAUGAGGACAGGCCGGGGCUGCGGUCGCGGCCUCGUCCCCGCCCCCCUACCCCAGUGUUGCCCCUCCCUGCCCCCUCCCGUCCAGUGUCUGCGCGGAUGUAGCAUGUUCUUUGUUUUUAAACGACGAUCUUGGAAAGCGACGGCUCCCCCGGCCGCGACAGAGGCGCUCCCAGGGGCCUCCUGGCAGCCCCCGUGCCCGCCAGUCCACACCCACAUUGAUCCAAGUACCUUUUUUUUUUUAACCAAAACCAGGAGCCAGGCUGUGCCAUGACCCCUUCCCCCCAGCCGGCCCGGUCCGAGCGCGGGCGUCGUGUGUUGUGAUUGUGGCAUGGAGAGUUCCCCACCCCCCGUGUGAGCGUGUCCCGGGCGGGCGGGCCCGGCUGCCCCCCGCGUGUCCAUGAAUAAAGCCAAUCUGUCAGUA